Penicillium daleae is the source of this 819-nucleotide messenger RNA. RefSeq names its product seipin co-factor family protein. The record is from RefSeq and is a predicted model, not a curated record. NCBI's taxonomy places the organism in Eukaryota, Fungi, Ascomycota, Eurotiomycetes, Eurotiales, Aspergillaceae. The transcript has a single exon. Bases 1 to 819 code for a protein of 272 amino acids.
AUGUCUCUCGACCCCGUUACCGGCGGUCUCGGCCGCGAUCUACCCGUCAACAACAAAGUCACCGAGACAGCCACCAACACAGUUCAAUCAACCGCACAAAAGCCAGUCAAACAAGUACAAGAAACAACCAAACCACUUACCGACCCAGUCAUCCCGGGCGAAUUCCCUUCCGAAGAUGGGCCCCGCGACACCGAGCAGCCUCCCCCCGAGAUCAACUUCCGCGGCAUCUGGGCCGGAUUCACCAACUGGUUCGCAUCGAUGAUACCGCAAGCCUUUGACGGAUUCGAGUGGCUUGUGACAUGGUUAGUGAAUCGGUACCUGCCGCCGCCGAAGCAGGCCGCCAUGUACGAGGAGGCACUGAAACGGCCGAUUGCGUCGACGUUCCUCGUGUGUCAGAUGAUCUGCUGCGGUGUGCCGCUGUUAGUGUUCCUGGUAGGGGUGUUUGUGUUUGCGAUUAUUGCGGUGUUGUUGUGGGCGGUUCUGGCGCUGUUGAUUCUCGGACCGAUCUUGCUUGUGGCGAGUAUGAUGGGGAUUUCGUUGUGGGGAUGGGGGUGGGUUUUGUACGGGUUGCUUAAGUGGGUGGAUCAGCGGUUCUUGGGUGGGAUGAUUACGCGUUUUUGGUUGCCGAAGGUACAGGAGCAGGAGAAGGGACAAAAGGAGAAGGGACAAGAGGAUAAGGGACAAAAGGAGAAGGGACAAAAGGUGAAGGGACAAAAGGUGAAGGCACAAAAGGUGAAGGUACAAAAGGAGAAGGGUGGGGAUGACGGAGAGGGUAAGGAAGAGACGGGGGAAGAGGUGGAUGAGAAGAAGGAUAAUUGA